Molecule: messenger RNA, 1191 nt
Organism: Grosmannia clavigera kw1407
Lineage: Eukaryota; Fungi; Ascomycota; Sordariomycetes; Ophiostomatales; Ophiostomataceae
Product: mage protein
Exons: 3
Coding region: 1-1191 (396 amino acids)
Biological process (GO): DNA repair
Cellular component (GO): nucleus
Source: RefSeq, a predicted model, not a curated record
AUGUCGACACAGUCAAGGAGACCGCGGCGACGUCCUGCGGCCGAAGAGCCCGAGGAAGAAGCACCCCGGAGACCGCGGCUCAACCAUGGCGCAAGCCAGCGGAGACCAGCGGAUGAGGAAGACGAGGACGAAGACAUGGAAGGAGGGACAGCAGCCGGAAACGCUGAUGAAGACGACGAAGACGAAGAGGAUGACGCGCCUCAGACGCAAGCCGACCGACAAGAACUCUACACAAAUAUCCUUGCCAAGAAGCUGAUCCGCUAUGCGCUGAGUUGUGAGCCUCGUCGGCUGCCUAUACGAAGACAGGCUAUCAAGGAACAGGUCCUGGAGAACCAGGGAAAGAACUUUAGAAAGGCGUUUCCCAUUGCGCAAGAGCAGCUGCGAGCUAUAUUCGGCAUGGAAAUGGUCGAAUGGCCGUCGCGUGACGAGUCGACGAUGAGCUUGCGAGAGCGGAGAAAGGCCCUCAAGACACAGAAGCCCACCACUGCUACGGGCGCUGCUACCCGUGCCGACCGCUAUGUGCUCGUGUCGACUCUUCCGGAUGCCUAUCGCGCCAGCGUCUUCACCGCCCUCCCGACAGCUGCCUUGCCGCCAGCCCCAGACUCAGCCUAUAUCGGGUUUGUCACCAUGGUCGUCUCCCUGGUCACCUUGAGCGGCGGUGCUCUCGCCCAGACCGAGCUGGAAAAGUACCUCACGAUGCUGUACGGCGCACGGCAUGGACCCGUGCGGGCUGAUGCAGAGCUGCUGUCCGUGGCCUCUGCGUUGGGAGACUACAUUGACGAUGACGACGGGGGCACCGGCGCCAGCCACGGCAUCGACGCCUCCCAGCACCACGACACUGACGGCACGGCCACACAAGGCGGCACGCUGCAGUAUCUCGUGCGCCAUGGCUAUCUUGUGCGCGUUGUGGAAGCAUCGGCGGUCGAUGGACGGGGGUCGGGCGGUGGCCGGUCCGGAGGGCCUGGCAUGUCGGACGGCGCCAAGGUCACCUGGCAUGUUGGACCGCGUGGUCGACUCGAGAUCGGCCCGGCCGAAGUGGCGGCUGUUGUGCGGCACAUGUACGGACCGGCUGCGGGCGACGACUUGGAACGCAGACUGAAGACAAGCUUGCACGUCACGAAUAAGGAUCCGGCUGCACCAACGGACGGUGGCAACGAUGGGAGGGAGGCCGGAGCGAUGCAAGAAGGUUGA